AUGAACAAGAAGGACGAGGUGUUCCAUCCAUAUAGGCUUCACUGCUUUUGCUAUGAUGUGUUGAAGGAUGCCACCAACAGGUUCAGUGGCAACAACUUCAUCGGCGAAGGUGGUUUCGGCGAUGUUUACAGGGGUUGGAUUAGCUAUCGCACCAUGAACGCGGCUAGACCAAAAAGCGGCCUGGCAAUCGCUGUCAAGAGGCUCCGGGACAAGGGACCACAAGGUCAAGAUGAAUGGCUGAAUGAAUUGAGAUUCUUGAGCAAAUUGAAUCAUCCGAAUAUUGUGAAGCUCAUAGGGUAUUGCAGCAACAACGAGCACCGAAUUGUAAGUUGGAGAAGAAGAGUCAAAAUCGCGAUCGGAGCUGCUAGAGGUUUGGAUCACCUUCAUUCACAAUCCAAGCCGGUCAUUCAUCGCGAUGUCAAAACCUCCAACAUUUUGCUUACUUCUCACUUCGACGCUAAGAUAUCGGACUUUGGCCUCGCCAAAUUCGGCCCUCAAGGCGAUCAGUCUCAUGUCUCAUCCAGACUUCUUGGCACGACAGGAUACUUCGCCCCGGAAUAUAUUGCCACAGGUCAUCUAACCCUAAAAACAGAUGUUUACAGCUUCGGAGUUGUUCUCCUGGAGAUCUUCACGGGCUCUAGGGCGAUAAGGAAACAUACCAAUGGGGCUGCCGUAACCCUCGUGCAAUGGGCGGAGCCCUACUUGAAGGACAAAGUGAAGUUGCAUCAUGUCAUGGACAGAAAGCUAAAGAGGAACUUCCCAAUGCAAGAAGCCCAGAAGUUUGCAGAAAUCAUCGUCAAGUGUCUUCAUUUGGACCCAACGAGUCGACCGACAAUGGCCGAGGUCGUAGCUCGACUAGAGGAAAUCCAGAGCGCGAGCAACCAUAACCAGCCAAACUCCGGCAUCUCUAGGCACCCUAGAAGGGGACUCCAAUCGUAAGGACUU
This is a messenger RNA of Rhodamnia argentea, 945 nucleotides long. Its product is annotated as probable serine/threonine-protein kinase PBL9. NCBI's taxonomy places the organism in Eukaryota, Viridiplantae, Streptophyta, Magnoliopsida, Myrtales, Myrtaceae. The coding region runs from base 1 to 939 and encodes 312 amino acids. The transcript has 5 exons. Gene Ontology annotation, biological process: protein phosphorylation. Gene Ontology annotation, molecular function: ATP binding; protein kinase activity. The record is from RefSeq and is a predicted model, not a curated record.